Messenger RNA from Desarmillaria tabescens, 1051 nucleotides. Its product is annotated as oxidoreductase protein. Gene Ontology annotation, molecular function: oxidoreductase activity. The transcript is spliced from 6 exons. Bases 197 to 943 code for a protein of 248 amino acids. The record is from RefSeq and is a predicted model, not a curated record. NCBI's taxonomy places the organism in Eukaryota, Fungi, Basidiomycota, Agaricomycetes, Agaricales, Physalacriaceae.
ACGAGCGUGAGGAAGACAUGAGAGUAGUGACGGAUGUGGAUUACUCACUUGGUGCUGUAUUAUAAGCACUUCUACCCGAUCAUGACGUCAGACGAUCGAUCCUCGGUUAGUCGGUCCGCGCCGGGUCAGCAGAUGUCAGCGGGCGUUAGUAGUCCGACUCGGUGCCCGACGUCGAGUACCAAUUAACUAUUACUCAAUGUGUAAAACAGUAAUCGUAACCGGGGCUUCCUCAGGUAUCGGACGACAAUCCGCAAUUUCCUUGUCCAAGGCUGGCUGGAACGUCGUCCUGACGGCUAGACGCGAGGAGGCUCUCCAGGAAUCAGUAAACUUAUGCGUCCAUCCCGAGAACAGUCUUGUCCUUGCGGGAGACGUCACCAAUGAAGAUUUCGUCAAGGAACUCUUCGCCAAAGCAGUGGAGAGAUUUGGUCGAUUGGAUCUGCUUUUUAAUAAUGCUGGGACAAACGCCCUCCAAGUCCCAAUCGAAGAAUUAUCCCUAGACACAUUUCAACGAGUGAUAAACGUCAACCUAACUGGUCCAUUCCUUUGUACCCGCGAAGCAUUCAAGAUUUUCAAGAGCCAGACCCCUCCCGGCGGCCGUAUCAUCAACAACGGUUCCCUCUCAGCCCAUGUGCCCAGGCCUUUCUCCUUCCCGUACACGGCCUCGAAGCAUGCCAUUACCGGUCUCACAAAGUGCACAUCUCUCGACGGUCGCCCCUUCAAUAUAUCAUGCACACAAAUUGACAUUGGCAAUGCUCAAACGGAUAUGGCCGCAAGGCUUUCCAAGGGAGCUCUCCAGCCCGAUGGUAGAGUAAUACCAGAGGCCAUGAUUGACGUCCAACAUAUCGCCGAUAUCAUUGUUCACAUCGCUAGUCUACCCAACGACGUGACUGUCCUCGACAUGAACGUCAUGCCAACACAUGCGCCAUUCGUCGGGCGAGGGUGAUAACACAGAUAGAUUCUAUUUGCUAUACCAGAUAACGAUACCAUCUGCGUAUAUUGUAGUUCUAUGCAAACAAUAUAAGGACCCGAUGGAUGAUAAAUGUAAAUACGC